AUGUUCAAUUCAUCCAAAUUAUCUAUUAUCUUCUUGGUCCUCGCAAGUGCUACAUUAUUCACUCAUGCAGCUCCUACUAAAGCUGGGAAUGAAAUUACAUUAGACGCUACCACCCUUUGCAUUUACCUUCCUCCUGAAGCAGGAGGUGAUAUUGCUGGUCACGAAGACGAUGCUGUACCAUUCUGCAACACAACUACCCCUACAGGAGUAAAAGGAACAGUCAAUCUUUUUCCUGACGGAUUUAUUGUAUCAUCACAUUUCUCAACCGGAGAUGGAUUCGUUCAAUAUACAGGCAAAAUCAACCCAUCUGCAUACAGCUUGGAUUCAAAUGAUGAAGGUGGUCAAUACGACAGUGUAGGAGCUCCACCAGGUGCACAAUGUGUGGGAAAUGGUUUUGUAAAAUUUGUGAACUUAAUCGAACCAAAAGAUGAACGUUUCUGUAUCCGUUGCUGUUCUGAUAAAAGCCAAUGUGAUACUAGUAAGAGUACUGCUGGAUGUCCAGAUAUCAUCCCUGGUGAUUACAGUUAA
Entrophospora sp. SA101 is the source of this 528-nucleotide messenger RNA. Lineage: Eukaryota; Fungi; Glomeromycota; Glomeromycetes; Entrophosporales; Entrophosporaceae. The record is from the annotation of a GenBank genome assembly.